Paramuricea clavata is the source of this 1597-nucleotide messenger RNA. Lineage: Eukaryota; Metazoa; Cnidaria; Anthozoa; Malacalcyonacea; Plexauridae. The record is from the annotation of a GenBank genome assembly.
AUGAUAACUGAAUCUUGGCUAAGUGAUGAUAUCGGUGAUUCCUCGGUUAAGAUCGGUAAUAAAUACAACAUAUUUCGUCGCGAUAGAAAGUCUCCUGGCGGUGGAGUGAUCGCCUACGUGAAUAAUUGUUUACCAACAGAGCGUAUGACUCACCUCGAAGAAGAAAACAAAGAAGUGAUAUGGUUGUUGUUAAAACCCCCAAGAACCCCUAGACCUUACAGUACAAUCGUUGCUGCUGUUGUGUACUACCCUCCUGGUCAAUCCGCCGAACAAGCAAUCGAUAUGAAUGAAUACUUAACUACUUGUAUAGAUAGUCUUUUGCGCGAACGUCCUUCAUCUGGAAUUGUUAUAGCUGGGGACUUCAAUCAACUAAAAUUAAGAGAACUAUGUAACAGAUUUAAUUUAAAAAGAUCCGUAACUAAACCGACUAGAGGACACAACAUUCUUGAUCAAAUCCUUACAAAUAUGCUCCCUCUCUUUGACACUGUUAGCCAUCUCCCCCCAACCGGACGCUCCGACCACCAAUGUCUUCUAAUCAAGCCCAUUAAAAGACAGAAAACUCCGGUUACGUCAAAAAAAAUUAGAUUGAUGAAACGAGCAAAUUUAAAUGACCUCUCCCUGAAUAGCUUCUGAAGAUUGGACUACUGUAUAUUCAGCACUGGAUGUGGAUGAGAAAGUAUCAGCUUAUAACUCCAUUAUAAUCAAGAUGCUUGACGAGUUCUUACCUGAAAAAACCAUCAGAGUACAUCACUCUGAUAAACCGUGGAUCACCGGUAAUAUUAAAAUGCAAAUCAAAGCUCGUCAGAAGGCCUUUUCUCGUGGGGAUCAGCCAAGAUACAAACAACUAUGCGAGAAAGUGGCAAAUCUUAUAGCUAAAGCUAAAGCCACCUACUAUCGGUCCAAGGCCUCAGAAUUUCGUACCUCGAAUCAAUCGAAGUGGUAUAACUGUAUCUACUCUUUAGUAAAUGCCGAAAACACAACCCACACCCAAUUUCCACACGGGCCCGAAAACCUAGACUUAUCCGACUUAGCUGAAAAACUUCAGAAAGCCUUCACUAAACCAUGGUCGGACCGUUACACGAAUGUCGCCUUUGAAAUACCUGAAGUGAACCACCCACAUAAGAAUAACAAACCAACCCUUCCUUCUAUUGGCCAAGUUAAAGCGGUCUUAAAACAUCUUAAUCCAAGAAAAGCAACUGGCAUCGAUAAGGUUCCUGCAUGGAUGCUCAAACAAUACCACGAAGACCUAGCUCCUGUGGUUUAUGACAUUGUGUGCUGUAGUAUAAGUCAAUGUUGUUAUCCAUCACUCUACAAACAUGCCCUAAUUUUUCCUGUUCCUAAAGUGCAACCGCCGAGAGACAUUAACAAUGAUUUCCGCCAGAUAUCAGUCUUACCCCAUCUUGCCAAGAUCCUGGAAAAGAUCCAGCUCCAGUUAAAUAUUGAAGACCUGAAAAUUAAGAAUAACCAGCACGCGUUUACUCAACAUCGAAGCACAGUCUCUGCGUUAAUAUCAACUACCCAAACCUGGUUUAAUACCACUGAUUGUUGUGGAUCACAAUAUUCUUUUGAACAAAUUAGCAGCUAUGAACAUAAAUAA